UAAAAUUGUUAGGAAAAUAAAUAUUAAAAGCAAAAAUACAAAAAGUGAUUAAGGUGGAGAAUAUGAUAAAUAGUACAGACAAGACAGUUUUCUUUACCCAAAACGCUUCAAAAUGUCAAAUUCCACAAAAUCUUACAAAGACAAUGAGUCCGAUUGUGAAACCUCAACAGCCGGGCCAGACUCCAGCCGCCGCACGAGCUGGCUAAGUAGUUCUUUCACGGCCAGUCCUAGUUGUAGUAGUUCCAUAUCCCAUCUAAGUAACCAUGACCUCAACACCUACAACCAAUCAAAGCCUCACAAGGCCAACCAGGUCGCUUGGGAAGCUAUGGCUAGGCUACGCCGACGCUGCGGCGGCCGUGCGGUAGGGUUAGAACAUUUCCGGCUUUUGAAGAGGUUAGGCAGUGGCGACAUUGGAAGUGUGUACCUCUGUCAAAUACGUGGAAGCCCGGAGGUCGCGUUUUACGCAAUGAAAGUUGUGGACAAGGAGGCAGUGGCGGUGAAGAAAAAGCUUGGAAGGGCUGAGAUGGAGAAGAAGAUUUUAGGGAUGCUUGAUCAUCCUUUCUGCCCAACUUUGUACGCAGCAUUUGAGGCUUCUCAUUACUCUUUUCUCGUCAUGGAGUAUUGCCCCGGUGGUGAUCUCUACACCGCCCGCUUACGCCAGCAAUCUAAACGUUUCAGUAUUUCCUCCACUAGGUUUUACGCAGCAGAAACACUAGUUGCUUUAGAGUAUCUCCACAUGAUGGGAAUUGUGUACAGAGACCUGAAGCCGGAGAACGUAUUAAUAAGAGGCGAUGGUCAUGUGAUGCUCUCUGAUUUCGAUCUCUCUUUCAAAUGCAACGUCGUUCCACAGCUCCUCAACCACAAUGACUAUGACCAUCAAGUACAAGACGACGAUGAUGAUGACUUCAGCAUAUGCUCGACACCUUCUUGCACCACGACUCCAUUAAACCCCGUAAUCUCCUGCUUCUCUCCCGCUUCUAUCAGAAGAAGAAGAAGAAAGAAUGUCAUUACCACCACAAUACACGAGACAGCAGCGUGUACUAGCGGAUCCGUCAAAAGCAACGAUGUUUCUAGAACGUUCUCUCGACAACUUUCUUCUUGUUCUCGGGUUUCAAGUGGGUUUAGAGAUCUCUCUGGUGGAUGUCCAUCAAUUUUCGCUGAACCAAUCAACGCUCGUUCUAAGUCGUUCGUGGGAACACAUGAGUACUUGGCCCCGGAGGUUAUCUCAGGGCAAGGGCAUGGGAGUGCAGUUGAUUGGUGGACUUUCGGUGUAUUUCUGUACGAGAUGAUAUUCGGGACGACUCCGUUUAAAGGCGAUAACAACGAGAAAACGCUAGUCAACAUUCUUAAAGCACCCUUAACAUUCCCAAAGGUUAUAGUGAAUAGCCAGAAAGAGUAUGAUAAUAUGGUGAGUGCUCAAGAUCUUAUCACCAAAUUACUGGUGAAGAACCCUAAGAAGAGGUUAGGAAGUCUCAAAGGCUCCAUUGAGAUCAAAAGACAUGAGUUCUUCGAAGGUGUUAGUUGGGCACUAAUCAGGUCAAUAAAGCCACCUUGGAUUCCUAAAGAAGAGACUAAUCACAAGAUUAAGAGUGAUAAUCGUAGCGUUAAUUAUUUUAUGCCGCCGAGGUUUAUGAUGACUAGGAAGGAAAGGGAUGAGCCUUACCAUGUGUCGUCUAAUCAUUUUGAUUAUUUCUAACCUUAGGAUAUAAACUUUUAAAAACUGAUAUGGUAUUAUAGAGCACUCCUAGCUGUUGAAUUACAUGCGACUAUCAUGGGAUUAAAAGUGUAAAUAUCAUUAGGUGAAAGACAUGUUAUUUCUACUUUGUACUAUAUAUCAUGUGACUAUAUAUUGCCUUUUUGAAA
Messenger RNA from Raphanus sativus (radish), 1863 nucleotides. Its product is annotated as protein kinase PINOID 2. Bases 113 to 1696 code for a protein of 527 amino acids. The record is from RefSeq and is a predicted model, not a curated record. Gene Ontology annotation, molecular function: protein serine/threonine kinase activity; ATP binding. Gene Ontology annotation, biological process: protein phosphorylation. The transcript has 3 exons. Gene Ontology annotation, cellular component: cytoplasm; nucleus; plasma membrane. Lineage: Eukaryota; Viridiplantae; Streptophyta; Magnoliopsida; Brassicales; Brassicaceae.